Messenger RNA from Micromonas commoda, 2660 nucleotides. RefSeq lists its product with no specific name. Gene Ontology annotation, molecular function: protein binding; RNA cap binding; mRNA binding. The transcript has 2 exons. Lineage: Eukaryota; Viridiplantae; Chlorophyta; Mamiellophyceae; Mamiellales; Mamiellaceae. The coding region runs from base 1 to 2622 and encodes 873 amino acids. The record is from RefSeq and is a predicted model, not a curated record. Gene Ontology annotation, biological process: mRNA export from nucleus; nuclear-transcribed mRNA catabolic process, nonsense-mediated decay. Gene Ontology annotation, cellular component: nucleus; nuclear cap binding complex.
AUGGCUGGCAGUCGCGAGCUCGAGGAGAUGCGCGAGGCCAUCAUCCACUGCGACGGCUCGCCCGAGAUGAUGAAGCACCUCAGCGGGCUUCUGGCGCAGGAUCUCCCCGCGCUCAACGAGCCCGCGUGCAAGUUCGUGCUUGAGUGCGUGCAGAACCUGCCGGUCAAAACCCCGGUGUACGCCACUCUCGUGGCGAUGCUCAACCACGGCUGCGGCGAGUUCGUCGAGGAGGUGGUCCGCGCCACGUGCGAGCUGCUCGAGACGUCGCUCGCGUCCGCAACCCUCGACGACAGGAUCAGGGCUCGCCUUUUGCUCCGUUUUGUCGCGGUGUGGCCCGUCGUUGGCAUCGUCUCCGAGUCCGCCGCGGUGGACAUCCUCGACGCCGUGGUCUGCGCUGCGCUCGACGCCGCGGAGAAGGGCGAGCCCGGAUGGCAGCCGCGCGCCGAUUACCUCGCAUACAUCGCCCUCGCCGCGCUCCCUUGGGCGGGUGGCACGCUCCAAAAGGCCAAGGAAUUCGACAGGAUGAUGGACUCGAUCGAGGACUACCUUCGCAAGCGCCGCCAGGGCCCCGACCCGGCCGCGAUGCUCUUCGCGCCGCCCGCGGGUUCCGCCGCGGAUACCGUGGACGAUUGGCUCGAGGAGUGCUGGGGAAGGGUCAACGAGGUGCGCAAGGCGGGAGCGCAGGAUGAGGCCUCCUGGACCGUCAAGUCGAUCCCGCCGGUGACCGACGUCGUCACCGGAGACGAGUUCGAGUAUGCCGGGCAUAAGCACACCCCGCCGCCGCUCAAGGUGGUCGAGAUGACGUUCAGCGGAGCCGCGGAGGCGCUCGCGGCGUACCCCGUGCGUCCCCGUCUCAGGUGCGGAAACAAUCGCUCGCCGCUCAAUUCCCCAGUCUUCCUCUUCUUCUUCUUCUUCGUGUUUUUGCGCAAACCCAAGCGGCUGGUGUCGUCAUCGCGGAUCCUGCCCCAGGAGCAGACCGAGGGACUGUGGGACGCCGGAGACUGGGGUCCCCUCGAGCGUUUCGUCGCCGAGGAGUACAUCGCGGACACGCUCUGGGCGUUCGAACCGGGGUUCAGGCGCGACGCGACCAUCCCGGCGGCGGACCAGAUGGGCACCCUGCCCCUCCCCGCGGAUCACCCGGAGCGAUGCCAGUUCCUCGUCGCCGAGACCCUGUUCGGGGAGAUGCUCGCGCUGCCGAGGCCCGCGCACGAGGCCGUGUUCUACCACAUCGUGAUCCAGGACCUGUGCCAGGCGAUCCCGAGCUUCCCGAAGAUGAUGGCCAAGGUUGUCGGGCAGAUGUUCAGGCAGAUCGGCCGCAUGGAGUUUGAGGCUAGGGAGAGACUGGCCGAUUGGAUGGCGCACCACCUCUCCUGCUUCGAGCUCGCGUGGCCCUGGCAGAGCUGGGUGCACGUCGCGGAUCAGGCUUCGGCACAUCCGCAGCGAACGUUCUGCAGCUCCGUGGUGCGAAGGCUCUGCCGUCUGAGCUACUACGAUCGCGUCAAGGAGAGCCUCCCCGACGAGCUCCACUGCAUCAUGCCCAACACCCCCGCCCUCAACCCCGAUUACAUCCUGGAGACCCUCAACGGCAGCAGUGGCGCGCUGAGAGACCUGCAGGCGUUCAUGAAGGAGAAGAAACCCGCGGCCGAGGUCAUGGAGUGGCUCAAGACCAGCGGCAAGCUCGACGCCCUCGGCCGCGCCGGCGCCGCCAAGGUGCUCACCGUCGCGGCUCUCCAACACGGCCAAAAGUGCAUCACCCACCACAACGUGCUCCUAAAGCGGUACGAGGGCGCGCUGACGGAGCUCACGCAGGAAUCCUCAGAGGAGCAGGGAUGCGCGGACGUCAUGGUGGCCGCCGCCGCCGGUAUCUGGGCGGGCACCCACCCCCACAUGGCCGUCACCGCCGUGUCCCGACUUCUCGAGCUCGGGCUGGUCAAGCCCGCCGACGUCGCGAGAUGGCUCGAGACGUCCAUCUCCGACGAGACCGCCGCCGGGACCGACGAGGACGGCGCCUCGCGCGGCGUCGCGUGGGGCACGGCGGACGCCUGGGACAUCGCGUGCCUCGCCGUCGAGACAGUCGCGGCGGAUCGAGUGAACCGCGAGUGGAAAGCGUCGGCUGCUCGGCGAAAGGUGGAAGCCGCCGAGGCUCAGGCGGCGAGGGCCACCGCCGACGCGGACCGCGCCGCGUCGCAGGGGCGACACGUCGACGCCGGCCGCGCGAAGGAGGCGGCGGGUCGGAUCGAGGGUAAGAUUGCCAGGCUUCGCGCCGAGCUCGACGACGCGAGCCUUCCCGUUGAACACGCGGGGGCGCAGCUGGCAGACGCCGCGGGCGCGCUGUGCCUGGCGCUCGUCAAGGCGCUCGCGCCGAAGCUGGCGGACGCCGCGGCGGACGCCGCCGGCCCGACGCCCGCGGAGGUUGGCGCGGAUGCGGCGCCGGAGCGAAGGGACCAGAGGGCUCUGGCCAUGUGCGUCGCGGCGCUGCGAAGGUUCCGAUCGUACGUCGGAGCCGAGUACGAGGGUAAGGUGAGGGAGGCGCUGGGCGGGGCGAGCGCGGAGGUUGCGACGGCGCUCGGGGAGGCGAUGAGCGGGCGCGUGGGUUUCAGCGGCGCGGCGAUGAUUGAGUAGAGGAGCUGUAACAGUUGUUCGUUUUCGUGAAGGGGGAA